Messenger RNA from Bombus impatiens (common eastern bumble bee), 1040 nucleotides. Its product is annotated as leucine-rich repeat transmembrane neuronal protein 1-like. The transcript has 3 exons. Gene Ontology annotation, molecular function: protein binding. The record is from RefSeq and is a predicted model, not a curated record. Lineage: Eukaryota; Metazoa; Arthropoda; Insecta; Hymenoptera; Apidae. Gene Ontology annotation, cellular component: plasma membrane. Bases 55 to 945 code for a protein of 296 amino acids.
UCUCAGUACGUCGUUGUCAGUCGUAAAACCACCGAAUUGUGUAAGCCACUUAAAAUGCGCCGUACGUCGUUCUCCGUUAUUCUACUGUGCAUUCUCAAGUGUGGGUUUGUGCUUGCGAUAUGCACUGUGAGCAAGCACGAAGGAGGAUCAGCCCAUCGUUUGCAAUGCUUUAACGUUACUCUGCAAACGAUUUUGGAACAAACGACGAACGUAUCCUCUCUAUUGGUCUUUGACUCAAAUUUCCGAUACAUCACAGAACGAGCUUUUAUCAAAUACGCCAAACAUUUGCUGUUCUUGAACAUCUACAAUUGUCACGUAUACGACAUUCACGCUGAUGCGUUCGACAGCCUAGCUAGUUUGAGGAAACUCAGUCUACCUAGCAAUAAUAUCACAGAAGUGAAAGAGGCGUGGUUUAAGGAUCUGGUAUACUUGGAACAAUUAGACCUGUCGUUCAAUCGAAUCGAGAAAAUCGCGCCAGCAAUCUUUAGCAGAAUACCAUUACUCAAACGAUUCGAUAUCAGAGAGAAUCGCAUAACUUGCUUGGAUCCUUCAGCAUUUCCGGGUGGUAUCGACAAAAUUUAUUUCCACGGAAACCCCCUGGCUCUCUCAUGUCGAGGAGAGCUAACUCUGUGGAUGCGGGACCACGGGGUGAACUACAAGACCGAACGGAGUAAGAAGGAAGAGUGGUUGGAUAAGCUUCUUUGGCUCUGCGCCAUGGACGAUGCGAGCGUGGUCAAAUCAGAAGACUCGAUGAAAGAAUGCGUUAUCCUAAAUUUAUUCAAUCAGCUUCGUACAGGUCUGAGUACCGCGCAAUCGUAUCCCUUGCCCGUGGACUGUCCUGUUGAGAGCAAUUUUUUGAUGGCCUGUUUAGACACGGGGGCCACUAAUGGAAAAGUAAUCAAGAAUUUGCUCCUCUAUAUCCAUAAAACCAUGUCAUAUCGUUAAAGAGAAAUUGCACGAUUGUAUAACCGAUCAAGUUAAAUUGUAAUGUCUCGUGUUAAGAGCUUGUUUACGAAUAAAAAUCGAUGAUAGUUAAAAAA